CAUGCACCCUAUGGUAAAACCCUAGGUUUUUACAGUCGAAAGAGAUAUAUAUAUAUACAUACAUACACUUACAUGUACACAAUAAGCAAACGUCACGCACACGCGCUCCCGCUCAGUCUCCUCCUGAGAUCGAACUCCCGGCCACCGAGACCAUGGGCGAUGACUGCCGGUCGUCGGAGAAGGCGUUCCCGGUUUACGCCGUCGGCGUAUCGGAUCUGGAGACAAAUUCGGGUGCCAUGACUGGAGACCUCAUCUGGGAUUCUGUUCGUGAAGAAGCUAAGUCCGAGGCAGAGAAGGAACCGGCCGUCUUAAGUAGCUUUCUAUAUGCCACCAUUUUGUCACAUGAUAGUUUAGAGCGGGCGAUAAGUUUUGUUAUUGCCAAUCACCUACAAAAUCCCACUCUUUUGGCACCUCAAUUAUUUGACAUUUUUUGUGGUGUAAUUUUGCAUGAUCCAGAGGUCCAACGCUCCAUUCGAUUGGAUUUGCAGGCCUUCAAAGAUAGGGAUCGCUCCUGUUUGUCUUAUUGCUCUGCUCUGUUGUAUCUUAAGGCUUACCAUUCAUUACAAACGCAUCGAAUUGCACAUUCAUUAUGGAACCAAGGUCGAAGAGUCCUGGCAUUGGCAUUACAAAGUCGAACUAGUGAGGUGUUUGGAGUUGAUAUUCAUCCAGCUGCGAAAAUCGGAGAGGGGAUCCUUCUGGAUGGUGCAACAGGUAUUGUCAUAGGUGAAACUGCUGUAAUUGGCAAUAGAGUUUCACUAAUGCAAGGUGUGACUUUAGGAGGAAAUGGAAAAGAAGUAGGGGAGCGGCAUCCAAAAAUAGGUGAAGGUGCAGUUAUUGGAGUUGGUGCAACUAUACUUGGUAACAUUAUAAUUGGAGAAGGUGCAAUCAUAGCAGCAGGUUCCCUUGUAUUAAAAGACAUUCCUCCUCACAGCAUGGUGGCAGGAAUACCUGCAAAGGUGAUAGGGUAUGUAGAAGACAAAGAUCCAUCAUUAACAACAAUGAAACUAACAUGAUGUUAGCGAAGGGUAUUUGAGCAAGUGUCUACUACUUGCCCCGAGACCAGACCCGGCGGUGCAGGGACGAUUUCAAUGAAG
This is a messenger RNA of Ipomoea nil (Japanese morning glory), 1094 nucleotides long. RefSeq names its product probable serine acetyltransferase 2. The coding region runs from base 153 to 1013 and encodes 286 amino acids. Gene Ontology annotation, molecular function: L-serine O-acetyltransferase activity. NCBI's taxonomy places the organism in Eukaryota, Viridiplantae, Streptophyta, Magnoliopsida, Solanales, Convolvulaceae. The record is from RefSeq and is a predicted model, not a curated record. Gene Ontology annotation, cellular component: cytosol; cytoplasm. The transcript has 9 exons.